This is a messenger RNA of Populus nigra (black poplar), 3845 nucleotides long. RefSeq lists its product as uncharacterized. Gene Ontology annotation, cellular component: nuclear envelope; cytosol. Gene Ontology annotation, molecular function: small GTPase binding. NCBI's taxonomy places the organism in Eukaryota, Viridiplantae, Streptophyta, Magnoliopsida, Malpighiales, Salicaceae. The coding region runs from base 267 to 3302 and encodes 1011 amino acids. Gene Ontology annotation, biological process: protein import into nucleus. The record is from RefSeq and is a predicted model, not a curated record. The transcript has 24 exons.
CCCAAACCCAUUAUAAACUGCGCCCAAACAGCAUCGUACUUCUUUCUCUUUUUAGCUCCUCCUCUCUCCUGUCCGGUUUCUCUCUCGCUUCAUUAUUCAGCUUCUAGAAACACCAAGAAGCACAAUCACAAACAUCAAUCAUUAAAGUACCAUUUUAAUGAGCACAAAAUUAAUUAAAUCUUCAAAAAAUUAAUUCAAAAUCACUUCAAAUUUUUCUUCGAUCCGAUUCAAAGCGAGAGAGAAAAGGCUAAAAAGGAGCAGCAGCUAUGGCGCUCUCAGCUUCCGAUUUAGGCACGAUAUAUUCUUUAUUGACGAAUUCAAUGAGCGGCGAUGAGAGCGUCCGUAAGCCAGCCGAGGCGGCGCUCUCGCAGUUCGAGAGUCGGCCUGGUUUCUGCUCCUGUCUAAUGGAAGUUAUAACUGCAGCAGAUUUAGCUUCGCAAGUCGAUGUUCGAUUAUUAGCUUCGGUGUACUUUAAGAAUAGUAUCAAUCGGUACUGGAGGAACCGGAGGGAUUCUGCGGCAAUAAGCAGUGAAGAGAAAAAUCACUUGAGACAAAAAUUACUGUCGCAUUUGAGAGAAGAGAACGAUAAGAUAGCUGGACUGUUGGCUGUUCUUAUUUCCAAGAUUGCUCGCCUUGAUUAUCCAAGAGAAUGGCCAGAGCUCUUUUCAGUUUUAGCGAACAAGCUUCAAUCAGCAGAUGUCCUUACUUCUCACAGGAUUUUUUUGAUUCUGUUCCGAACUUUGAAGGAAUUAUCCACUAAACGUCUUACUGUUGACCAAAGGAACUAUGCAGAGAUAACAUCCCAUCUCUUUGGAUAUAGCUGGGGCCUUUGGCAGAGUGAUGUUCAAGCUAUAUUAAAUAGUUUCUCUACACUUGCACAAAGCUAUACUUCUAAUACUCUGGAACAUCAUCAUGAUGAGCUGUAUCUAAUGAGUGAGAGAUGGCUAUUAUGUUUAAAAAUAAUUCGCCAAUUGAUUAUUUCAGGGUUUCCAAGUGAUUCAAAAUGUGUACAGGAGGUCCAACCAGUCAAGGAGGUUUCCCCUAUACUCUUGAAAGCCAUUCAGUCAUUUCUCCCAUACUAUUCAUCUUUCCAGAAGGGACAUCCUAAAUUUUGGGACUUCAUAAAGAGGGCAUGUACCAAAUUAAUGAAGGUUUUGGUCACAAUUCAGGGCAGACAUCCUUAUUCAUUUGGUGACAAGUCUGUUCUUCCUCCUGUCAUGGAUUUCUGUUUAAACAAGAUAACUGAUCCGGAUCCAUAUAUUUUAUCAUUUGAGCAAUUCCUGAUUCAAUGCAUGGUAAUGGUGAAGUGUGUCCUUGAGUGUAAGGAGUAUAAGCUAAACCUAACUGGGCGGGUGAUGGAUGAAAGUGUGAUUACAGUGGAGCAGAUGAAAAAGAACAUUUCCAAUGCUGUUGGUGGUGUCCUGACUUCUCUUCUUCCAACUGAACGAAUAAUACAUUUGUGUAAUGUGUUAAUAAGGAGGUAUUUUGUUCUAACUGCUAGUGAUUUGGAGGAGUUGUAUCAAAACCCAGAAUCUUUUCAUCAUGAGCAGGAUAUGAUUCAGUGGACUGAAAAACUGAGGCCUUGCGCGGAAGCUUUAUACAUAGUAUUGUUUGAAAACCAUAGCCAGCUGUUGGGUCCUGUUGUGGUGUCCAUCCUUCAGGAGGCAAUGAAUGCUUGCCCAACAUCAGUUACUGAAAUCACUCCUGGGCUACUUCUUAAAGAUGCUGCCUAUGGUGCUGCUGCAUAUGUUUAUUAUGAGCUCUCUAACUACCUCAGCUUCAAAGAUUGGUUUAAUGGUGCUUUAUCCCUUGAACUGUCGAAUGAUCAUCCAAAUAUGUGUGUUAUCCAUCGAAAAGUUGCACUGAUACUAGGACAAUGGGUUUCCGAGAUUAAAGCUGACACAAAGAGACCAGUGUAUUGUAGUUUGAUCAGAUUGCUACAAGACAAAAACCUGUCUGUUAAGCUUGCAGCUUGUCGGUCUUUGUGUUUGCAUGUUGAGGAUGCAAACUUCUCAGAGCAAGAAUUUGUAGAUCUCCUUCCUAUUUGCUUUGAUUCGUGCUUUAAGUUGGUUGAGGAGGUUCAGGAGUUUGACUCGAAGGUUCAGGUUUUGAAUUUGAUAUCUGUUCUUAUUGGACACGUCCAUGAGAUCAUUCCAUUUGCAAACAAGUUGGUGCAAUUUUUUCAGAAGGUUUGGGAGGAGGCUUCCGGUGAGAGUCUUCUGCAGAUUCAGCUUCUCAUUGCUUUGCGGAAUUUUGUGGUUGAACUUGGCUACCAGUCACCUACUUGCUACAAUGUGCUAUUGCCUAUUCUGCAUGGUGGGAUUGAUAUAAAUAGCCCUGAUAUACUCAAUCUUUUAGAGGAUGGCAUGCUGUUAUGGGAAGCUACACUUUCCCAUGCGCCUGCAAUGGAGCCUCGACUGCUAGCGUACUUCCCAUGUCUCAUGGAAAUCAUGGAAAGAAGUUUCGACCACUUGCAGGUCGCUGUAAAUAUCAUGGAGGAUUACAUAAUUUUGGGUGGGACUGAAUUUCUAAGAAUGCAUGCUUCCAGCGUUGCCAAAGUUCUUGAUCUGAUUGUUGGAAAUGUUAAUGAUAGAGGCCUAUUAUCAACUCUUCCUGUCAUUGAUAUAUUGAUACAGUGCUUCCCUGCUGAAGUGCCCCCGCUUAUUAGCAGUACUUUGCAAAAACUAAUCAUGAUAUGUUUAAGUGGAAGAGAUGAUUUUGAACCUUCCAAGGCAGCUGUUAAAGCAUCUGCAGCUGCAAUUCUAGCAAGGAUUUUGGUGAUGAACACCAAUUACCUUGCCCAAUUGACAGCAGAACCAUCACUUUCAUUGCUUCUCCAGCAGGCAGACAUUCCAAUUGAGGAAAAUAUACUUCUUUGUUUGGUUGACAUAUGGCUUGACAAGAUAGAUAAUGCAUCUUCUGAUCAGAAAAAGACAUUUGGGUUAGCACUUUCAAUAAUUUUGACACUAAGACUGCCUCAAGUCGUUGAUAAACUUGAUCAGAUCCUCAGUGUAUGUACAAGUGUAAUUUUGGGUGCAAAUGAUGAUUUAACGGAGGAAGAGUCAAGUGGUGAUAACAUGAGCUCCAGCAAGUUUCAUGGUGAAGGCGUAAUUCCAAGUAGAGAGUACAGGAAAAGACAGAUUAAAUUUUCAGAUCCUAUAAAACGAUGGUCUUUGGAGAACUCAGUAAGAGAGAAUCUUCAAACAUGUGCUACUCUUCAUGGAGAAUCUUUUAAUUCAGCUAUUAGUAGAAUGCAUCCAGCAGCAUUUGCACAGUUGAAACAGGCUUUGAAGAUGCCAUAGACAGGAAUAGUACUUUCCUUUUUGCUUAGUGGUCACGUAUCAGGGCCCCUUCAAUUUUUUCUGUCCCAUGGUGAGAAGACAUAGGGUGAUGUAUUGGUGGAUUGGAUUUGUGGUUUGACAUUCUUCGUGUUAUUUCUUUGUAAGAAUGAACUGGGUGGUUGCUUUACAACAUCUACAUUUCAACUUUCAUUUGUAUACGCCCCCUUUGGCAACAGGAAAAUCUGUAAAUAGCUUGCUGCUCCUUUCUUGUUCCAGAUUUUCAAGGCACAAGGGUCGCAGCAUUGAGGUCAUAGGUUUUUGUCACGACUCUACAAAUGAAAAGAAGAUCUUAUAGAAUUGAAGAAAAGAUGUACAUUGUGCUGUUGAGUUGGAAUUCGUUACCUGUUUUUGUUCUCACAUGCCAAUCCCAUGUACUGCUUAUGAACUCGAAUGUUUGAAAAAUAUGUUCAGAAAUGAGUGUUUAUACGUAAAUAUCUUGGGAAAAAUGCAAAUGGACAAGAAAGAUGGAUGAUCAUUUAUAAUUCCUAUUGACUUUUAUGCUCU